AAAGCGGAACCCAAACCGCUGUGCUGCGUAUCCCGGUGCUGAUGUCAGCCUCGCUGGCACCUCCGUCAUUAGAGGGAGCUGGCAUCUUCCACAGAAACCGCAGGAUCCGACUUUGGGUGGACCAGAGGGAUCCCGGGUUGGAGAGGGAAGUCUGCGCGAAUGACGGGGGAAGGGGAGUCCCGCCAAGGUCCUGCCCGGCCCCGCCGCCGCAGAGGCGGCCUGCCCCCCGCUGGCCUCAACGGGCCUCCGGUUCUGUUCCUGGGGGCUUCUUUGUCCGCUUGCUUACCACCUAGGACUAUUCCUAAAUUUACAUCAGCGUUUUGCAUUUUUUUCGACUCAUUAAUUUUGGGGACUGGUGCUGGUUUGCAGCUGGACUGGGAAGAGGAGAGCAUUUGGUGACCUUUCAGCUUGUUCAAAUUACCUUUGCAAGUGGUGGCUGUAUCAGAAGGGCUCUGAACCAGACAGCUGAAAGUACUUGAAAGCAGCUGUGCUGUUUGAAGGAUCAGUGCUUCCUCUGAAAGCCUACCAGAUGGAUUUCCAGAGCUGGCUUGCCUUCCCGGUGGGAGUAUUGCUGUGCUGUGCUCUUCAGACAUCUGCCAUUCAACAACCUGCACCUCACAACUGCGCCAGUGACGGUCAAAGAAUAUCCUUCAGCCACUCCUACAAAAUUGACCUGCCCACGUCCUCCCAGAUUAAGGUGGAGGCAGAUCCAUUACACCAUGAAGACAACAAUGAGGUGCAGCUAGGUCCUGGGGAGGCUGAGGAAAAUGAAGAGCAGAAUAUCAUCUUUAGGCACAACAUCCACGUACACGCACCCAAAGGGGAGUGUGAAACUUUGACCCACAUUAAGGGUCUACUUGAGAGGAUGGAGAAGCUGGAGAAAGAAGUGGCAGAGCUGAGAGAAGUCUGCAGCCCUCAGAAGUGCUGUGGGGGAAGCCAAGGUGUCUCGCAUUGCAGUGGCCAUGGGACUUUCCUCUAUGAGACUUGCAGCUGUGAGUGUGCUGAGGGUUGGGAGGGCAGCGACUGCUCCCGCUCCGCCUGCCCCAGCCACUGCAGCGGCCGUGGGCACUGUGAUGGUGGGAAGUGUGUCUGUGAUGAGCCUUACUUUGGCGAGGACUGCAGCCAGCAGCUCUGUCCUGAGAACUGCAGUGGCAACGGCAUCUGUGACACAGCCAAAGGGGUCUGCCAGUGCUACGAGGAGUUCAUUGGAGAGGACUGCAGUGAGAAACGAUGUCCUGGGGACUGCAGUGGCAAUGGGUUCUGUGACACUGGAGAGUGCUACUGCCACGAUGGCUUCUUUGGCCUUGACUGCUCCCAGGUGCUUGCUCCUCAGAACCUGCAACUGCUGAACUCCACAGAGAACUCUCUGGUUGUCAGCUGGGAUCAAAUGAUUGAUGUGGAUAAUUACCUCAUUAGCUAUUAUCCAGUAGGGCAUGAGACAUCGGUGAAACAAGUCCACGUGCCCAAAGAGCAGCUCAGCUAUGAGAUUGUGGAUCUUCGCCCCGGCACCACAUAUAAUGUCACGCUUCGUCAUGUGAAGAAGGGGAUUGCCAGUGAGCCCGAGUAUCUAGAAGGAAGUACAGUCCUGUCUGCACUCCGUGCCAUCUGGGUGACAGAGGAGAUGGAGCACUCCCUGGAAGUGGAGUGGGAGAACCCACCAACAGAUGUAGAUUAUUACAAGCUGAAAUUCAGAUCCCUCGUGGGGAUGGAUGAGAAGCAGGUCAUGGUGCCCAAAAGCAACGAUCCUAAGAGCAGACACAUCAUCCCUGGUCUGAAACCUGGCACAGAGUACAAGGUCACAGUCAUACCCGUGAAAGACAAUACGGAGGGGAAACCAUACUCAGUGAGUGGUAGGACUGGAAUUGAUAGCCCAACCAAUGUGGCAACUGAUCGAGUGACAGAGGAUACAGCCACUAUCUCAUGGAAUAAAGUUGAGGCUCCGAUAGACAGGUACAUGGUGAGAUACACCUCAGCUGAUGGAGACAUCAAGGAAAUAGAGGUGGGAAGUGAAAAUGACAUCAUCACCUUACUGGAUCUGAAGCCAGGCAUGGAAUAUGCCAUCCACAUCUGGGCAGAGAAGGGACCCCAGCGGAGCAAGAAGGCAAACACCAGUGCUGUGACAGAAAUCGACAGCCCAGCUGAGCUGUUGACUGACCAAGUGACAGAGGAUGCAAUCACUGUUUCUUGGAACAAAGUCCAGGCUUCAAUAGACAGAUACAGAGUGAGCUACACCUCGGCUAAUGGGGACACAGAGGAGAGAGAGGUGGAGAAAGACAAGAAUGUCACUACCUUGGCAGGGCUGAAGCCAGGCACGGAGUACGUCAUUUACAUCUGGGCAGAAAAGGGAGAACAACAGAGCAAGAGGGCCAGCACUGAGGCUGUGACAGAAAUCGACAGCCCAGCUCACCUGGUGACUGACCAAGUGACAGAGGACACAGCCACCAUCUCCUGGGACAGGGUUCAGGCUGUCAUAGAUAGGUACGUGGUGAACUACACCUCUGUUGAUGGUGACACAGAGGAGAUGGAAGUGGGAAAGAACGAGACUACCACGACUCUGACAGGACUGAAGCCUGGCAUUGAAUAUGUCAUCUUCCUCUGGGCAGAGAAGGGAACCCAGCACAGCAAGAGGAUCAGCACUGAGGCAGUGACAGAAAUGGACAGCCCAAAGAAUCUGGUAACUGACCGAGUGACAGAGGACUCAGCCACCAUCUCCUGGGAUAGCGUCCAAGCUCCCAUAGACAGGUAUAUGGUGAGCUACGCUCCUGCUAAUGGGGACACCAAGGAAAUAGAAGUGGGGAAGGACAGGAGCAUUACCACCCUGGCAGGAUUGAAACCUGGCAUGAAGUACACCAUACAUCUCUGGGCAGAGCUGGGAAGCAAGCAGAGCAAAAGAGUGAGCAUUGACACGCUGACAGAGAUUGAUCCUCCCAAGAACCUCCGUGUAUCGGAUGUGACUCAUUCUACUGGUGUGGUUAGCUGGACUCCUCCUGCAGCACAGAUUGAUGGCUACACUCUGACCUACCAGGGUCAAGAUGGCAUGAGCAAGGAAGUACAGCUGAGUCCUAGUGAACAACGGUUUGCGCUGGAACAACUGGAACAAGGAGCGAGUUAUACCAUCUUUGUGAUGGCCUACAAGGGAGAUCGCCAGAGCAGACAGAUAGACAGAACCUUCUCAACAGUUGGCUUUCUCCACCCGUACCCCGCGGACUGCAGCCAGAUGCAGCAGAACGGAAAUGCCUCCAGCGGCAUGUACACCAUUUACCUGAACGGGGAUGGCAGCAGGCCAAUGCAGGUGUACUGUGACAUGAUCACUGAUGGAGGCGGUUGGAUAGUGUUUCAGAGGCGGAGCACUGGCGAGCUGGACUUCUACAAACGCUGGAAAAAUUAUGUGGAAGGCUUUGGAGAUCCCAGUGGGGAAUUCUGGCUUGGUCUUGACAGGCUGCACAAUCUCACAAGCAGCAGCCCCAUCCGCUAUGAGCUCCGGGUGGAUUUGCGGACAGCCAGCGAGUCUGUCUACGCUGUCUACGACUUCUUCCAGGUUGCCUCGAGCAGGGACAGAUACAGGCUGUCGGUGGGGAAUUACAGAGGCAAUGCUGGGGAUGCAAUGACCUACCACAAUGGCUGGAAGUUCACAACGUGGGACAGAGACAACGAUGUGGCUCUCAGUAACUGUGCUCUGACACACCAUGGUGCCUGGUGGUAUAAGAACUGCCACUUGGCCAACCUCAAUGGGAAAUAUGGGGAGAACAAACACAGUGAGGGGGUGAACUGGGAGCCAUGGAAAGGCCAUGAGUUCUCCAUCCCUUUUACUGAGAUGAAGAUCCGUCCUCAGUCUUCCAGUAAUGAGCCAAUCUUGGGGAGGAAGAAGAGAUCUCUAUCAGGGAAGAGGAAGAAGAUCAGGGCUUAAAUCAAACUCUGUGCAGGACAGUACCCAAAGAUAAUGAUUCAGUAUUUCUUAAUGAAGUUAGAUUCAGACAGCUUUCUCCAAUACAUUGGAGACAACCGCUGACUGACGUGCACCCAGAGACCUCUGGAUCUGCAGGCCCAGCCUGCUUCCAGCCUUCGGAGCUCCUGAUGGGUGAUCUGUCAGAGACUGGGAGGGGGCUUGUGGCGAGCAUCCAACUUGUAGCUCCUCUGGUUGGCUAAACAUGACAAGGACCUGCUUGAUCCAAUGUAUGCAACUCCUAUGAACUUGACAUAAAACAAGUUUUUAUCACAUGAUGUUGUUUCUCAAAAUCCAGGCUAACUCUUCUGAAUUCUGCCCUUUCCUGGUGCCAUCCACUUCAGACUUCAAAAACUUAAAUUUGAUCCCACUAAAAAAUAAUAGCUCCUUAAUUUACAUCAGAGAGAGCUUUCCUGAGACCAUCCCCUCUCCCUGUCUUGGUCUGUGGAAAAAGUUCCUUUCUCCUCAUAAUUUGGGGCACAUUCCCAACUCUGCCUCCAGUCAAAGAGCUGGGUUUUGGGAAAUGUUGUCAGACUGCUGGCAAGGCUCGUUAAUCCAGGUGAGGUCUGUAGCCUGGGUUCCUCAGCCUCUAGUAUCGCAUCUCUCCAGGUGAUUUGCUCUAUAUUUUCCUUGUCUUGUCUCUCAGCCCAAAGAAAAGCCUGAGAGGACAUGCAGUGAGUUUAUGUUCACGGUCCCAUGUGAGGCCCAGAACAGGGUGAGCGUUAAGGGCUAUACUCCUCCAAGCUCUGCUCACCGUCCCAAGCCCGUCUCUGCACACUGCUUGCCUAAGAGGCCACUUGCAGACCGUGAACAAAAUUCCCUAUGCGACUGUCCCAUCUGCCACCUCCUGAUUUUUCGUUGGCAGUGUGGUAGCUAGUGAUGUGGAAAUGAUAAUGCUUGUCAUCCUCCUCUAAAAUGAACAUCUCUAGUUAAACCCAUCCUGCAUGCUCUCUGUCAGGCUUUUUUCUCUGGCUGUCUGCAGAUUCAAGUGGGCCCCAGUGCAUGGUUUCACAUUUGGCUGCUUUUUCUCCUCACAGCUGUAACGGUGAGUUUUUAUUUUCUUUCCCUGAGCAGAUAUUAAAAUUCUGGGCCACCAGCUACAGCCAGGGAAGAAGUAUGAGCUCACCAAAUGAUGCUUGCUAAAAGGCUUCCUUGUCUGAGCAGAUUGGAACAUGAUUGUCCUAUGUCUUAAUGGCCUUUCCUAUCCCAGUGCUAA
Molecule: messenger RNA, 5159 nt
Organism: Egretta garzetta (little egret)
Lineage: Eukaryota; Metazoa; Chordata; Aves; Pelecaniformes; Ardeidae
Gene: TNN
Product: tenascin N
Exons: 18
Coding region: 530-3907 (1125 amino acids)
Molecular function (GO): protein binding
Source: RefSeq, a predicted model, not a curated record